CCAGGCGGGGAGCGCCGCGGCGGCCCCAGGAGGUGGCGGCGGGGCGCGGGAGCCCGGGCCGCGCGGGACUGGCCGUCGGGGCCCCGGGACGGUGGCCCCGGGGGCGCCCAUGCCAUGGAGAAGCUGGCGGCCGGGCUGGCCGGCCUGCGCUGGAGCAUGGGCGCCUUCCCGCUCGACCUCAUCGUCAGCCGCUGCCGCCUGCCCACGCUCGCCUGCCUCGGGCCAGGGGAGUAUGCUGAGGGUGUCAGUGAGAGAGACAUCCUGCUCAUUCACUCCUGCCGCCAGUGGACAACGGUGACAGCCCAUACCCUGGAGGAGGGCCACUAUGUCAUCGGACCCAAGAUUGACAUCCCCCUGCAGUACCCAGGGAAGUUCAAGCUCCUGGAGCAGGCCCGGGACGUGAGGGAGCCGGUGAGGUACUUCAGCAGCGUGGAAGAGGUGGCCAGCGUCUUCCCUGACCGCAUCUUUGUGAUGGAAGCUAUCACCUUCAGUGUCAAGGUGGUGUCGGGCGAGUUCAGCGAGGACAGCGAGGUGUACAACUUCACGCUGCAUGCGGGCGACGAGCUCACGCUCAUGGGCCAGGCGGAGAUUCUGUGUGCCAAGACCACCAAGGAGCGCUCGCGCUUCACCACGCUGCUGCGCAAGCUGGGCCGGGCCGGGGCGCUGGCCGGGGUGGGAGGCGGCGGCCCCGGGGGUGCGGGGGCCGCGGGUGGCGGCGGCGGCGGCGGCGCCAGGCCCGUCAAGGGCAAGAUGCCCUGCCUCAUCUGCAUGAACCACCGCACCAACGAGAGCCUGAGCCUGCCCUUCCAGUGCCAGGGCCGCUUCAGCACGCGCAGCCCGCUGGAGCUGCAGAUGCAGGAGGGCGAGCACACGGUGCGCGCCAUCAUCGAGCGCGUGCGGCUCCCCGUGAACGUGCUGGUGCCCAGCCGGCCGCCGCGCAACCCCUACGACCUGCACCCGGUGCGGGAGGGCCACUGCUACAAGCUGGUCAGCAUCAUCUCCAAGACCGUGGUGCUGGGGCUGGCGCUGCGCCGCGAGGGCCCGGCGCCGCUGCACUUCCUGCUGCUCACCGACACGCCGCGCUUCGCGCUGCCGCAGGGCCUGCUGGCCGGGGACCCGCGCGUGGAGCGCCUGGUGCGCGACAGCGCCUCCUACUGCCGCGAGCGCUUCGACCCCGACGAGUACUCCACCGCCGUGCGCGAGGCGCCCGCCGAGCUGGCCGACGAUUGCGCCAGCCCGCGCCGCGCGCGCCUCUGCCUGCCCGCGCCCCCGCGCGCCCCGGCGCCCGCCCGCGCCCCCGGCCUGCCCGGCGACGGCGAGCAGGAGUACGUGAGCCCCGACUGGGCCGGCCCGCCAGAGCCCGGCGCGCCGCCUGCCGAGAUCCCCUACGAGGAGCUGUGGACGCACCAGGCGGCCGAGGGCCUCGCCGAGGGCCGGACGCGGCCGCCCCCCGGGCCCGACCUCAUCUCCUUCGGGGCCGCCGGGCCGCCCCGCCUGGAGCCGGAGGCGCCACCGCCUCCCGUCCCUCCCAAGUCCGAGGCGGUGAAGGAGGAGUGCCGCCUGCUCAACGCCCCACCUGUGCCUCCCCGGGGUGGCAAUGGCAGCGGCCGGCCCUCGGGCAGCCCCCCGGUGCCCCCUCGCUUCCCCAAGCUGCAGCCCAUCCACUCCCCCAGCUCCAGCCUCUCCUACUACUCCUCUGGCCUCCAGGAUGGGGCAGCCUCCCGCAGCGGCAGCGGCAGCGGCUCACCGUCACCGGAUGCCUACUCCCUUUACUGCUACCCGUGCACCUGGGGAGACUGCAAGGCCGGCGAGGCCUCCGGCCGCCCACCCCCGGGACCCCUGCCCUCCACCACGCAGCCCAGCCAGGCUGCGCGGGCCCUCGCAGAGCCCCCGAGCAGUCGGGCUGCCUCCGUCUUGGGGGCUGACACCCCCAUCAAGGCGUACCACGGCUGCCCGCCUCUGUUCAAGCCCUCUCACCCACAGAAACGCUUUGCUCCGUUCGGAGCUCUCAACCCCUUUUCGGGGCCUGCCUACCCCUCGGGCCCUUCCGUGGCCGCCUCUCCUGGGCCCACGACCACCUCGGGCCCCCUGGCUACCUCCAGCCCUGCCUUUUCUCCAGGCCCAGGCUCACCAGGCCAGGCCUACUCAGCUGCUCCCCCCUCCUGUCCCACCUCCUCCUCCUCCUCUUCCGAGUGGCCGGAACCAGCCCUGGAGCCCUUUGAGCUGGGCCAGGGCGGUUCCCCGGAGCCCGAGCUGCUGCGCUGUCAGGAGCCCAGAGCUGUGGGGGCACCUGGGCCCGGACCCUGCCUCUCGCCACUCGGACCCCCCAAGGCCUUUGAACCAGAAGGUCUGGUGCUGCGGCAGGUCCCCACCCCACUGUCACCGGUGGCCCUGCAGGGGCCUGAGGCGGGCGGAGCUCGGCUCCUUCUCGCCCAAGGGCGCCUGGAGGGGCCUCCUGCCAGUCCCUGGGAGGGGGUCGCAGGCUGGGGAGGCCGGGAUGCCUCCUCCUGGCAGCCCCCCGCUGACCUGUCUGCACUCUCCCUGGAAGAAGUCUCUCGAAGUCUGCGUUUCAUCGGGCUCUCAGAGGACGUGGUAAGCUUCUUUGCCAGAGAACGCAUUGACGGCAGCAUCUUCGUGCAGCUCAGCGAGGACAUCCUGGCCGAUGACUUCCACCUCACCAAGCUGCAGGUCAAGAAGAUCAUGCAGUUCAUCAAAGGCUGGCGGCCCAAGAUCUGAUGUUCCCGGCUCGUAGCUGCGCAACUGGAAGCUGGCACGGAGGCCCCGGGGCUGCAGGGGGACAGCCUGCGGGACCCAGGCGCCGGUCCCGCCUGCGAGGAGAAUCUAUGCCAAGACUGAGGCGGCCAGGCAGCCCCUCAGAGUGAAUCCAGACACACUUGGAAGUGGGGGACUCUGGGGUCAGACCCCUACACGAGGACAUCUGGCCUUUGUGCAGAGUAUGUGGGGAGGAGGCUGGAGGCACUGGGGCGCACCUGGGCCUGGGGCCACACUGCUGUGAUUCCCGUGGAGGAAGGGCAUCAAAAGCUGGCCUUCGCGGUGACCUAACAUCUUCCCGUGUCCUUGUGCAGAACUUCACAGGCCUCUUGCGCUUCUCAAGCUUGUAGGUUGAGGUUAGAGACCAGGGAAGAAGAUGGUCUGUAACUUAAGCACAAAUUCCCCAAGUGCCCUCUCCCCUGUGCCCUGUGGGCUUUUGGCCUAAGCUGCCCCAGAGUCUGGGUGCCGUUUCUGUAUCUCUAGGACGCCCUUCCUUCCCCCUUCUGUGAAUCAGGGCCCUGGCCCCGAGCACUGGGGUAGCGAGUACAAGCCUGUGCCACCGUGCCUCGGAGGCUCCAGCUCUCGGUGCCGGUUUGCGGGUGAAGACCCUCGACGAGAACGGCCCUGCUGUUGACGUGCUCUAGUCGGGGAGCCGGGUGGUCCCCUGACGUCUCCGGUGCCCAGGCUUCCGCCUUCCAUCUUGCCAGGCUGGGUCCGGUCUGCGAAGAUUCUCACUCCGCCGAGGAGCAGGUAGAUUUAGGUCAGCCGCUCCUGGAUUCUGGAGGCGAGUGGCCUUCAGUCUCUCCCACUUCCCCUCUACUCCCACUUCGCUUGAUUCUGGCCAGCACACGGUGCCGUCCUCUUGCUCUCUGUAGCUGGCACAGGUGGGGUGGGUGGGGAGAAAGCACGGUGGUUUGGGGAAACCUGCUCGUUCCCCGUUCCUGGAGCCCAGGCCUCCUGCACUUGCUCAUGUGCCUCACAGCAGGCCCUCGCCCCCCAGAUCUCGGGCACGACGACCUGCUUGGCACCCGGAGGUUGGCCAUGGUGUACGAGCACCCAUUACUUCCCAGCCCCUGGGCUCUCCGUCUCCUCACCCAGGACCACACUAACUCUCGUGCCGCUGGCCUCAGGCCCCGGGUUACAGGCCUUCUCUUCUGCCUUAUCUAGCCUUCCUAGAUAUUUAUUUCCUGUUUUUCUCUUAAGAGUAGUGAAGCCAUGCUGGUGCUCAGGCCCUGAGCUGAUGCCUCCGCUCCAGGGCAAGGGGAGUCGGGAAGCAGGACACACAAACUGAUGCUGAAGCAUUUGGUUUCCUUGUCGAUCCCUUAGUGAAUCCUCUGGGACUAGUGAAAUAAAUGCUAGAGCACUGGACAGUGCAGGUGGAAUGCUGGGUGUCGGCGGCUCUCUUCUUCCGGACCACGGGGACCGACAGGUACAACGUGUAGGCCUCCAGGCAGAAGGCUCUGGAAUGGGUGUGCCCGUGGCCCACUCCUGGGUUCUCUUCUGAAAACCCCUCAUCAGCCCCUACCCUACAAGAACCUUCUAGCUCCCUCAAAGGUUUCAACAUCAUUCCUACUUUCCAUUGCUGCUGAGUGGAAAACUCCAGCUUGCCAGCCAGGCCCCCAGGUUUUUCCUGCACUGGCCAAAUGCCUGCCUGAGGCUCUCCCAGAGCACCCUUUAGGAGCCCGUUAAUGGCUCUGGUGUGAGGACCCGUUCUCUUUUGGUCACCUGAGAACCCCUAGCACCGAGGUGGCUUGAUUUUAGAGUCUGGCUUUGUGGCAACCAACCAACCAACGGUGAGUAGUCAGUCAAGCCGGAGCUAAGCUCCCUGCCCACUGGUCCCGGCAGAGCUGGGCCCGGGAUGGUGUCUGGAGUCCCGGCAGCUGGAGCAGAUGCAGGAGCAAUGGGUCACGGUUCAGAGCCCGACACGGUGUGACUUGUUAGGAUCCCGUGCACACGCGGUGGGGGUCCUUCUGCCAGGCUGGUCGGGGGCCCCCUAGCCGCUUACACAGACUGGGUAGUGCUUCUGCCGGAAGGUGAGCGUAGGGCCUCUCCGGCCCAGGGGGCACCGCGAGGGCGGAGGGGGGGGCUCUC
Molecule: messenger RNA, 4863 nt
Organism: Acinonyx jubatus (cheetah)
Lineage: Eukaryota; Metazoa; Chordata; Mammalia; Carnivora; Felidae
Gene: GAREM2
Product: GRB2 associated regulator of MAPK1 subtype 2
Exons: 6
Coding region: 115-2736 (873 amino acids)
Source: RefSeq, a predicted model, not a curated record